CUAUUUCCUUCUUCUUCCUCCUCUCUCAACUGGAUCUUCCCCCCACCACCACCUUAUAAUAUAUUGUUUUUCCAACACUCCUAUCAAAUCUCCAUACUAAUCAUUCCUAGCUUUCUCUCUUUCUUUACCCCCAAAAUACACCCAUUUCCAAAACACCUCCCUCUUCCCUCCAUUGCAGCAGCACAAGCAAGAAGCAGAGCUCUCUCUCUCUCUCUGCCUCUCAUUCUCUUGUUUCUCUGCUCUUACUUGGGGGGAAAAGCACCUGCCUUGUUUUUUUUCCUUCUUUUCUUUCUCUUAUGUGUCUUCUUUAAAUUUCUUCUCUUUUUGUCUGAUGGGUAUGAGAAUAAAGCUCCAGGGCUGAGAUGUGCAGAAUAUCCACAAAGUGGGUUUACUUCCUUGGGUUCAAAAGCGGCCAACUUUGGUGGGUUGCAAGCUUUUGCCUUGUUAGCUUCUCUUUUGGGCUCAAAGGGAAGUGAUAAUUGUUGAGUUUACAUGGUUUUGAAAUUUGAUUGUGUUUUUGCUUCCACCUUCUUAUGCUGGCUUAAAUUUAGCAGCAGAAGAAAUGAGCAUUUCUCAAAAUGUAGUUGACUGAGAAGCAAAAUUUCAAGUCUUCAACUAGUUGACUAGCUUCAGAUUCAGCCUCGGAGCUUUUUUUUACUGUGAUAGUUGUGUUCUUGUUGCAAGAGCUUUUUUGGGGUUUUCCUGGAGAUCAACAAACUUUGUCUAUUUUGACAUUUUAGAAAUUUUGGUGUCAAAGGAAAAGCACCCACCCCCAAUGAAGAAAUUCCACUGGUUCAAGCAAAUCUCCAACAAUAAUAUUAAUAGUAACGCAGGAUUGGGGAGGAGGCUUUCACUAGGAGAGUACAGGAGAGCAAUCUCAUGGUCCAAGUAUCUGGUCUCAUCUGGUGCUGAAAUCAAAGGGGAAGGAGAGCAAGAAUGGAGUGCUGAUAUGUCCCAAUUGUUCAUAGGCAACAAAUUUGCUUCUGGGAGGCACAGCAGGAUCUACAGAGGGAUCUACAAGCAGAGAGAUGUUGCUAUCAAGCUCAUUAGCCAGCCUCAGGAGGAUGAAGAUUUGGCUUCCUUUCUUGAGAAGCAGUUCUCUUCUGAAGUUGCCUUGCUCUUUCGCCUAACCCACCCCAAUAUCAUCACUGUAAAUAUCUCUUCCCCUCUUACCCCCUUUUUUUUCUUCUCAUUUUUCUUUACUGUCACAGUUCACAUCCCUUUUUUGUUUGCUACGGAUUGUGGGAAUCUGGUGGUCCAAUUUUGGUAUCAUUUGGUGACUUUUGCCUUUGCUAAUAAAAGGGUGGUGGUGUCAAUUGCUGAGAUGUGUUUAGGAGAUUUUGGCUAUCUAUCAGUAAUCAGCAUUUUUUUUCAAACGGGUUGCUGUUAGCUAAGAUAAUGAAAGUUUUUGACUAAAUGACAUGUUUGGUCACGGAUUUUUUCUCUCUUUCAAAUGGGUCGCUGUUAGCUAAGCUAAUGAAAGAUUUCAUCUUUAUUUGAUUCUAACUAACCAGGAUGCUCAUUGCUCAGCAUUUUUCCUUUUAAAAUAUAUCAUCUUGGGGAAGGAGAGUCUGGUUUUGUGGAACCAUGUUGGUAUGGAACAUUUAUUGAAGGGUUUGGGGAUAUAUAGUAUAAUGUUGCCAAUCUGUUUGUUGCUUUAUGAUUGCUGUCCCCCCAUGUGCAAAGAGUUAUUGCUCUUGUUCUUCACCACCACCACCACCACCACUCUUGCUUCUGGUGAAGAUAAUAAUCCUUAAAAAAUAAAGAAAUUGGGAGAGAAGAAUUGCAUAGGCAACAAUAAUAAGGUGAAGGAUCUGCAACAUGCAUUUAAGAUGGCUAUGCCAGUUCUAGCCACUCUUUGAAUUCACCUUUACUUGUCAUCACCAGUCUUCCACAUGGCUCAUGGUCAUGGGUUCACUGCAUUUCCCAUGUGCUGACCGUUGGUGUAUUGUUUUUUUGGUAUCCCACCAAUUGAUGUUUGGGAAUAGUUAUGGUGAUGCAGUGCAUGGAGUUUACUCAUUCAUUUCAUUUUGUUGCAGCAUGUAAGAAGCCUCCAGUAUUUUGUAUCAUCACCGAGUACUUGCCCGGAGGGUCACUGAAGAAGUACCUUCAUCAUCAGGAGCCACACUCGCUUCCGCUGAGCCUGGUUCUGAAGCUGGCGAUGGACAUUGCUCAUGGAAUGCAGUACCUUCACUCGCAAGGAAUUCUUCACAGGGAUCUCAAGUCGGAGAACCUGUUGCUUGACGAGGACAUGUCUGUUAAAGUGGCCGAUUUCGGGAUCUCGUGCUUGGAAUCACAGUGUGGUAGUGCCAAGGGGUUCACGGGGACGUAUCGGUGGAUGGCUCCCGAGAUGAUCAAGGAGAAACACCACACGAAGAAGGUCGAUGUGUACAGUUUUGGGAUCGUGCUGUGGGAGCUCUUGACUGCGUUGACUCCAUUCGACAACAUGACCCCUGAACAGGCUGCUUUUGCAGUUUGCCAAAAGAAUGCUAGACCGCCAUUGCCUGUUACAUGUCCGAGAGCACUUAGCCAGCUGAUCAAUCGAUGCUGGUCGAGUAAUCCGAGCAAACGACCGCAUUUCGACGAGAUAGUUGCGAUUUUGGAGAGAUACUCGGAGUCCUUGAGUCGAGAUCCCGAUUUCUUCUCGAAGUACAAGCCAGGCCUUGAACAUAGUAAGUUAGGACGCCUUGCGAAUUGCAUUGUAGCAUCUCCCUGCACUUUUGCAAAAGCCUCCUCCUCCUCCUCCUCGUAGGAAGGAAGAACUCUAUAAGAAGUCGUUUCUUUGCCCUCAUUUAUGGAAUGCUAAGUGUACAAAUAUUCUUCUUGUGGGCGGGCCUUUGGCCUUCUCUUUCUUAGGUUUUAUGUCAUUAGCUU
This is a messenger RNA of Linum tenue, 2874 nucleotides long. NCBI's taxonomy places the organism in Eukaryota, Viridiplantae, Streptophyta, Magnoliopsida, Malpighiales, Linaceae. The record is from the annotation of a GenBank genome assembly.